GAAACCCUUGCCCUACCCGCUCCUCCGAAUUCUGAUAAUCUUCUGAGCUGCCCCCCAUGAGAGGCCUUUUCUCCACCAGCAAGCUGUUUGGCAGCGCAAAGGCAUUGUUGGGAAGAAGCAAUCAAAGCGCACGAUGGGGUCGUGCAUACAGCUUGAUCCCAAUGGUGAUCGAACACUCUUCCAGAGGAGAGAGAGCAUACGACAUCUUCUCGCGUCUUCUCAAAGAGCGGAUUGUCUGCAUUAACGGACCCAUUUCCGACGACACCGCCCACGUCGUCGUUGCUCAGCUUCUAUUCCUUGAGUCUGAAAACCCCUCCAAGCCCAUCCACAUGUACCUCAAUUCACCCGGCGGCGCUGUCACUGCAGGCCUUGCCAUAUAUGAUACUAUGCAGUACAUUCGGUCUCCCAUCAACACAAUUUGCUUGGGCCAAGCGGCAUCUAUGGCUUCUCUCCUAUUAGCUGCAGGUGCCAAGGGUGAGAGGCGAUCUCUUCCAAAUGCGACAAUCAUGAUUCAUCAACCUUCAGGUGGCUAUACUGGGCAGGCAAAGGAUAUUACUAUCCAUACAAAACAAAUUGUUCGGGUUUGGGAUUCAUUGAAUGCUUUGUACUCAAAACAUACAGGACAAUCAUUAGAGAUUGUUCAAAAAAAUAUGGAUAGAGAUAAUUUCAUGACUCCAGAGGAGGCAAAGGAGUUUGGGCUUAUUGAUGAGGUUAUUGAUCAAAGACCAAUGGCUUUGGUGACUGAUGCUGUUGGUAAUGAGAGCAAAGAUAAAAGUUCGAAUUAGAACUGGUAGGGUAAAAUUUCUCUGAAUAAUCAUUUUGUUUUUAAAUGCCUCUUUGCCGCCUAAGUUAUACAUGGCUGUUGAUAGAACAUUAUCAUUAUCAAUUUGAUAUAAUCUUUGCCGGUAUGUAAUUUAAUUUAUCUAGUUUUCUUUCAGCCCUUUCUGAUUUAACUUGUCAUGUUUAAUAUCUAUAGAUUGGACACCUUGCCUCAUAUGAAUGAUUAUUUUCUUCUUGUGUUCUUCAUCUAA
Molecule: messenger RNA, 1031 nt
Organism: Neltuma alba
Lineage: Eukaryota; Viridiplantae; Streptophyta; Magnoliopsida; Fabales; Fabaceae
Product: ATP-dependent Clp protease proteolytic subunit 2, mitochondrial
Exons: 2
Coding region: 57-785 (242 amino acids)
Biological process (GO): protein quality control for misfolded or incompletely synthesized proteins
Cellular component (GO): endopeptidase Clp complex
Molecular function (GO): serine-type endopeptidase activity; ATPase binding; ATP-dependent peptidase activity
Source: RefSeq, a predicted model, not a curated record